AUGUCGGCCAAGAUUGUAGGUACUCUUCAAAGCACUCUGUCCAAGCUCAACGCUCUGCAGAAGCCCAUCGUCUACAACACCAAGGUCGCUGCCGAAGUUGCCAAGCAGGUCUACACCAAGGAAGGCAUGAGCUUCCCCUCCGGUGAACAGUUCGCCCAGGCCCAGCAAACCGUCCAAAAGAGCUUGAAUAUGUCGGCAUGGAAGAACUUGACCGUUCGCGAUGUUGCAAAGGGUGGCGUUGUUGCAGCUGAGCUGUACACCUUCUUCCUCAUUGGCGAAAUCGUUGGACGUAGAAACUUGAUCGGUUAUGACGUUAAGCCUGCUGUCGAACACCACGAACACUAA
Molecule: messenger RNA, 345 nt
Organism: Zychaea mexicana
Lineage: Eukaryota; Fungi; Mucoromycota; Mucoromycetes; Mucorales; Lichtheimiaceae
Product: mitochondrial ATP synthase g subunit-domain-containing protein
Exons: 2
Coding region: 1-345 (114 amino acids)
Biological process (GO): proton motive force-driven ATP synthesis
Molecular function (GO): proton transmembrane transporter activity
Source: RefSeq, a predicted model, not a curated record